Messenger RNA from Egretta garzetta (little egret), 2306 nucleotides. It is a transcript of the gene AMFR, whose product is annotated as autocrine motility factor receptor. Gene Ontology annotation, biological process: ubiquitin-dependent protein catabolic process; endoplasmic reticulum unfolded protein response; protein K48-linked ubiquitination. The record is from RefSeq and is a predicted model, not a curated record. NCBI's taxonomy places the organism in Eukaryota, Metazoa, Chordata, Aves, Pelecaniformes, Ardeidae. Bases 31 to 1680 code for a protein of 549 amino acids. Gene Ontology annotation, molecular function: ubiquitin protein ligase activity; ubiquitin binding. Gene Ontology annotation, cellular component: cytosol; endoplasmic reticulum; ubiquitin ligase complex. The transcript is spliced from 13 exons.
GUACUAGUGAACACUGCCUGCUGUUUUCUGAUGCUGGUUGCUAAGCUAAUCCAGUAUAUGGUGUUCGGCCCUCUCCGUGUCAGCGAGAGGCAGCAUCUCAAGGAUAAAUUCUGGAAUUUCAUUUUCUACAAGUUCAUCUUCAUUUUUGGUGUGCUGAAUGUUCAGACAGUGGAAGAAGUGGUGAUGUGGUGCCUCUGGUUCUCUGGACUCGUGUUUCUUCAUCUUAUGGUUCAGCUCUGCAAGGAUCGCUUUGAAUAUCUUUCCUUUUCUCCUACCACACCCAUGGGCAGCCACAUCAGAGUCCUUGCCCUGCUCGUAGCCCUGCUCCUCUCCUGCUGUGGAUUAGCAGUUGUCUGUGGUAUUAUUGGCUACACCCAUGGCAUGCACACGUUGGCUUUCAUGGCAGCAGAGUCUCUGCUUGUGACAGUCAGAACUGCUCAUGUGAUUUUACGGUAUGUAAUUCAUCUCUGGGAUCUCAACCACGAAGGAACGUGGGAAGGCAAAGGCACUUACGUCUACUACACGGAUUUUGUCAUGGAGCUAACCUUGCUUUCACUGGACUUGAUGCAUCAUAUUCAUAUGCUGCUGUUUGGCAAUAUCUGGUUGUCAAUGGCGAGCCUGGUGAUUUUCAUGCAGCUGCGCUACCUGUUUCACGAGGUUCAACGAAGAAUUCGGCGGCACAAGAACUACCUGCGUGUGGUUGGAAACAUGGAAGCUAGGUUUGCAGUUGCAACACCAGAGGAGCUAGCAGUCAAUAAUGAUGACUGUGCCAUUUGCUGGGACUCCAUGCAGUCCGCACGUAAACUCCCUUGCGGCCAUCUCUUCCACAACUCGUGCCUGCGAUCCUGGCUGGAACAAGAUACAUCUUGCCCCACCUGCAGAAUGUCUCUUAAUAUCACUGACAGCCAUCACGUGAGGGAGGAUCACCAAAGGGAAAAUCUGGAUGAGAACCUGGUCCCUGUGGCUGUAGCAGAAGGCAGACCACGCUUGAACCAGCACAAUCACUUCUUCCACUUUGACGGCUCUCGAAUUGCCAGCUGGCUGCCCAGUUUUUCAGUAGAAGUGAUGCAUACUACAAACAUCCUCGGUAUUACGCAAGCCAGCAACUCCCAGCUUAAUGCUAUGGCCCAUCAGAUUCAGGAGAUGUUCCCUCAGGUUCCUUAUCAUUUAGUCCUACAGGAUCUGCAGUUAACCCGUUCCGUAGAGAUCACCACCGACAACAUCUUAGAAGGGCGCAUCCAGGUACCUUUCCCCACACAGCGUGCAGAUAGCAUUAGACCUGCAUUGAACAGUUCUGUGGAGCGGCACGGUACUGAUCAGGAGGAUACUGAAACUGCCACCCAGACUGAGAGAGUGCCACUUGAACUCAACUCAAGACUGGAAGAAAUGGUGGAAUUCAGCGAAAUGGAAGCAGAGCCCAGUGAAGCAGAAGAUUUUGAGGCCAGGGGAAGUCGCUUUUCCAAGUCAGCUGAUGAAAGGCAGCGUAUGUUGGUUCAGCGGAAGGAGGACUUGUUGCAGCAAGCUCGAAAGCGUUAUUUAAACAAAACCUCCGAUGAGGAGCUGACCACAGAGAAGCCCUCUCCUCUGCCCGAGGGAGCAUCCGCCGAUCCUGUCACCCUGCGUCGCAGGACGCUCGCUGCUGCCGCCGAACGGAGACUUCAGAUGCAGCAAAACUCUUAGCGCUCAUUGCCCCUCCUUCCUCCUCCUCGUGAGCAAUGUUGAAUAAAUGAAUUAAACACACACACACAAAAAAGCAACCACCCUGCGCUCUCUAUACCAGCAGGAAAGUGUCUCUUCAGAGUUCAGCUAGCUGUGCUGCUGAGCGAGCUGGCUGCCUCUCUGCUGUAUAAAGCAUGUGGUCUAAUAAUGUUUGGACAGCUGACAAAUUAACCUUUUUUGUAAUAUUUUCUAUGUGACGCUGAUCCCCUCCACAAACGAAAGGUGAUUUCUAAACCAGGGGCGUGAUUUCUGCAGCUAAGCAGGAGGAAUGGGCUGACUGUGCAGCAGAGGCUGGGCAAAAGCGUGUUCCAAACUAGCAGCUGCGGCUGUGCAGGUCGCGGAGGGCACUGCCGUCUUCAGUGCGAGAGCAGGGAGUGUCGCUCCAAGAGGGAAGAAAGCUAACUGCUAAAAAUGUGCAGCAAACCCUGUGUUAGAUGAGCAGGCGCCCACUCUUCAGUCCCUGUUAGUGUCGACACUGAAGGGUGUUACGUAGGCUGGCUUGAAGGGCUGGGGUGGCGUUGCUGGGAAGUGGGUUCUGAGACUGGAUAGAAGGUGUCUAGCUACAUAACGCAGGAAAAAAUGAAAUG